Messenger RNA from Onychostoma macrolepis, 1951 nucleotides. RefSeq lists its product as uncharacterized. Lineage: Eukaryota; Metazoa; Chordata; Actinopteri; Cypriniformes; Cyprinidae. The transcript has 2 exons. The record is from RefSeq and is a predicted model, not a curated record. Gene Ontology annotation, biological process: lipoprotein metabolic process; lipid transport. Gene Ontology annotation, cellular component: extracellular region; membrane. Gene Ontology annotation, molecular function: lipid binding. Bases 613 to 1524 code for a protein of 303 amino acids.
UAUACAAGUCUGUCUGUAUGUCUUACAGUGAAAUUUUUUUAUUUUUUUUUAUUUUUUUUAUUUAUUACAGUUGUUUACACAGUCCAAAAUAAUAGCUGAAUUUAUAAAAAUGUUACCUGUUGUAAAGUUUACAUACCAUUGAAUACUAAUACUGUCAACUGGAAGACUUGGACACAACUGUAACAAAAACUGCAAACAUUCACUGAUGCUCCAGAAGGAAAAACAAUGUUUUACUUACACAUCAUCAUCCUGUUCAAAGUUUUCACCCUCCAACUCCUAAUUGUAUUUCCUUCUGGAGCAUCAGUGAACAUUUUAACCUUUUGUAAUAGUUGUGUAUGAGUACCUUAACCCAAUGUGAAAAGAGGAAUCUCAAAAUCAUACAAUCACUGCUGGAAAGUCAAACAACUUAUUCAGAACAGUACUACAUACUGUAUGAAAUAGCAUGCAUUUUUUUUUCAAUUCCUCUUAUUUUAUAAAAAAUUAUCCACAUUUUUGCAGAUUCUGCAUGUAUAUAAACCUUUGAGCACAACUGUACAUUACCACAUACUUUUAUCACAGAACUGUAUAUUGUAAGUUAUGCAUUAAUGUUAGAAUAAUCUUUGAAAAUGUUUAAUGUCCAAUACAGGCAGAGUGAAUCAACCAGACGAGAUGUCCCAGCAGAAAUUUGAAGACCUCAGUAAUGAACUGCUACAAAGCAUUGAGAAACUCAACUCAGAAUACAACAGAAAUCAUAAAAUUCUCACAGAUCAAAUAAAGAAACUGGAUGACAUCACCAAAGAACUUGAAUCCAUGCACAAGAACACUACGAAGGGCAGUUUGUUCGGAGCAUCAAUAGGAGCACUAGGAGGAAUUACAUUGCUGGGUAUAGCUUUGGCCCCAUUUACAUUUGGUGCUUCUAUAGCUGUUACUGGUGCCGCUGGUGUUACUGCUAUGGGUGUUGGAGUAACUGGAGGAGUAAUAGGUGCAGCGUGUAACAUCACUAACAUGUACAAGCAGAAAAACAUGCGUCAGACUAUUGAGAAUAUCAUCAAUGAUUUCAAGAACACAGCCGACCCAAUGAUUGAGCAUCUGAAUACAAUUUCUGAAACCAUAGAAAAUCUUCAGAAAGUGGAGAACAUGUAUUCUCUUCAAAAUAAGGCAAUACUGACAAGUGUUAAAGCUGUGAAAACCACUUCAAGCAUUUUUAAACUUUUAUCUGUGCUUCGAACUACUAAAAUUGGGAAAGUGUUCGCAAGAGCUGCCAAAACACUUCAAGUGGUUGGCAGACUCUCUGCGUCAAUCUCAGCUCUAUUUUUUGUCCUUGAUGUUUACACCAUUUUUUGUAAUUCAGCAGAGCUCUCUGAAAUGAAUUCAGAAAAAAAGAGAAAAGCAGAAGAAAUCAAAUCAGAAACUUUUCAAUUUAUUUGUCGAAUGAAAGAAACAGCUGCUAAUUUUCAGGAGACUCUGGAUGAAAUUAAAUGCGCUAGAGACGCUAUUAACAGAGCAUUACAAAUCAGUCAAGAAAAUCAUUUUAGAAAUGACUGAACUGCUCUGUUUAGUUUUGUAAAUUUAUCGGCACACUUUAAACUGGAAUCUUGAAAACUGAAGAGUUAGUGAUACAUGCAAACUCUCACAUUACAGUUUUUCAUUUGCAGAAAAUGGUAUGGAAAAUAAGGUAAAGCACAUAUGUUUUGUCAAUCAUUUUGUAAUAUGUGAUAAUUAAAUAAUGUAGUUUUUUCCUUUUUCAUGUUUUUCUGGUUCUGUAUGACCUCGGAUGAACUCUAUUUACAAGCAGUCUUUGUAAAUGAACCACUUGCACUGAAGAUCUUUUUAUUUCUUCUGAAAUUCUAUGGGCAUCCGUUUUAUUUGCUCUUUUUGUUGUGUAUAUUACUGUUUUGUAAUGUAAAGACCAAAAUAGCUAUUGCAAAAUAAAUGGACAUCUGAUCUCACCAACAUAGUCACCAAAUUGUGU